GAAUGCUAUAUUAAAAGUCGUCCAAAAAUACGAAACGAAGUUUUUGUGUCCAAGAAUAUUGUAUCCCUUUUCAUUUCAAAGCAGUAAUUACUGAUUAAAUGGGUGGGUCGAGUUCAAAAGGACAUGCCAAAGAUACCCAUCGAAAGAAAAAGAGUGGGAAGCAUCCCACAGAGAUUACUUCGUCUGAUAGAGUCAAGCUCGAACUAAAGAUACAAAGAGAUAAUCUAGUUGCAGCCAUGCGUAAAUUUGAGAUUGUUGGAAAUAUCGAGCACAAUAACGCAAAAGAGUUUCUCAAGAAAGGGAAUAGGCGAAAAGCGUUGUACUGUCUAAAACGUGAACGUGCCCAGUUUGAUCAGAUAGAUUCAGUGAGCAAAAUGCUUGAUAAUAUCCAGAACCUUAUUGAUACCAUUGAUUUUACGCAGAUUGAGUGUGAGGUAGUUGCCGCAUUAAGGGAUGGUAAAUCGGAAUUGGAGCAAUUGAAUAAAAUUCUCAAUAUUGAUGAUGUGGAAAAGCUUAUGAGUGAAACCAGGGAAUCUAUUGAGGAGGCGAGGCAUAUCGACUAUGUAAUUAACCAACCGCUCUCCAGUAUUGAAGAUGAUGAUUUGAUAAAAGAACUCGAGGCACAGAUGGUUGAAAGUAGCGAGCAUUAUGCCCUCGAUUCUGUCCAAGUACCGCAUCAUGAAAUUCAGCAGAAGGCAGGGACAAAAGUUACUUCUGAAAAUAUUCAGAAAGAAGAUUUGUUAGAACCGGUAUAAACUUUUAUUGGUGUUCUGAUUUAUAG
This is a messenger RNA of Phytomonas sp. EM1, 781 nucleotides long. The record is from the annotation of a GenBank genome assembly. NCBI's taxonomy places the organism in Eukaryota, Euglenozoa, Kinetoplastea, Trypanosomatida, Trypanosomatidae.